Rhopilema esculentum is the source of this 3177-nucleotide messenger RNA. Its product is annotated as beta-1,4-galactosyltransferase 2. Lineage: Eukaryota; Metazoa; Cnidaria; Scyphozoa; Rhizostomeae; Rhizostomatidae. The record is from RefSeq and is a predicted model, not a curated record. Gene Ontology annotation, molecular function: galactosyltransferase activity. Gene Ontology annotation, cellular component: Golgi apparatus. Gene Ontology annotation, biological process: carbohydrate metabolic process.
UUUGAAUGACUUAACAGCCGCUAAAGUAGGCCUUGCAACCAAUUAUUGUUGAGUACAUUCAGGCACGUGGUGUGUUAUGUUCUUUUGUUUUCUUGUCCUAAGUGGGCGUGUUUGUUUCUGCGCUUAGCUAGUUUUUGUCCAAAACAAAACUAUCAUCCAAAGUGUUGCAACUACAGUCUGUAAACUUCUGCAUGAGUCUGGCAGGUCUUUAAUAGCAUCAUCGACUUUGAUAACAGUAAGCAAGUAUGCUUCUCUGACAUUGUUUUACUAGGCCCAAGUCUCUCAGUGUUUCCAUGGAAACAUUAAUCUAUAGUUCUGAGAUGUUUCAUUUAGGUGUUUACUGGAAAGCACGUGGUUAUUGUAGGAUAGCACAAGCACAACCAUACCUUUGAAUUGCUUAGCAACGAAUUGAGAUUUGUAGACUGACCGAAGCUGUAAAAACAUAUCGAUAUCAUGUUAAAGGGAAACAAAUUCAAAACUUUACGCUAUAUGUUAGCAUCCAAAAGACUUGUGCUCUUAUCAGUCUCAGUAAUUUGUAUUAUAGUUGCGCUAAUUUUAAUUGGGAACAGUCAGUCUAAAAACAGAGGAAAUAUCUUGCCUCACUGGUUUAGUGCAAUAAAUGCAAGACGAAGUGGUGUCGACAUUACAGCAAUAUCAUGGGCAAAGCGCCAUCGUCCAGCGCUCCAUGGAUCAAAGUUAGCAGACGAGAUAAGCUGGGAAAUACGUCGAAAUUUGAGCAGAAGUGAAAUGAGGCUAGUAAAGCAACGACUGUCAAGGCACAAGACAUAUGUUAGCAACUAUACGGCCUGUCUGAAGAAAAGGUUUAAAGAAUUUGAGCGAAAUUUGCCCAAGAAGUUGAUGAGGUUCCCACCAGCGUUUAAUGAACUUAUGAUGCAGCUACACAAAAAAUGCAAUGCUGAAAUCCUUGGAGGAGGAGAGAGAUGUGGUCCCAAGCAUCAGAAGCUGGCUGGACAUCUUUAUGUAAAUAAAGACGUAUUACCGAUGGAUGAAUUGAAGAAAGAGCUGUCUACUGUUCGACUUGGCGGCCUGUGGAGCCCCAGUGACUGUACGCCAAAGGCAAAGCUAGCUAUUGUGAUACCAUUUCGAAGGAGGGAACACCACUUGCCUGUACUCCUUCGGCAACUCCACCCAGUGCUACAAAGGCAAAAACUGCUAUACCGAAUAUUUGUCAUUGAACAGGUAGACAUGUACCCUUUUAACAGGGGGAAAUUAAUGAAUGUUGGCUUUGUUGAAGCAAAAAAGGUCUUCAAUUUUGAUUGCUUUGUCUUCCAUGAUGUUGAUUUGAUCCCCGAAGACGAUCGCAACGACUAUGGCUGUCCAUCAUCACCUCGACAUUUGUCUGUUGCCGUUGACAAGUUCGAUUACAACUUGCCAUACGCUGGAAUUUUCGGUGGUGUUGAAAUGUUUACAAAGGAGCAUUUUCAGAUGGUGAAUGGAUUUAGAAAUUCAUAUUGGGGAUGGGGUGCAGAAGAUGAUGACUUAUACAGAAGGACCGUCAAGGUUGGUUUACAGUUAACCAGGCCAUCAAUGAAACAUGGGCGUUAUACUAUGAUAAAACAUCCAUCAUCAGAAACUCCACCAGACAGACUCGACAAACUAGGGGUUGCAGAGAAUGCAUUAACCUCAGAUGGGUUACUGUCAUUACACUACAAGCGUUUAUCAAUUCAUGAAAACUUGCUCUACACUCUUGUGAGGGUAAAUUUGAGAAUGGAGGAUGACAUGGUGUACUAGUAAUACUGCUGUUGAGCUAGUUUAAAGGCAAUCUGUCUCGUUGUGGAUUGGUUAACGAGAACAAUAGCUGGAACAAUAGCCUAAACACGAUUCCAGCGCUCCGCCAUAUUUUUACAAUUCGAUAAAUUAAAGGGAGACUGGAAACAAUAAAAAUCCCUUUGUUCUUAUAACCAAUCAACUUCGUGACAGAUUGUCUUUAAUGACGAGAUGACGGUGAUAGCAUUGCUAAACGUAAAAUCUAUCAUUGUUACCAAUAAAGAUGCAAAAAUGAAGAAUGAGGGCUUAUAUUGGUUUUCACCUGAUUGAGAAGAUACCCCAAAUGUGAGUCAGAAAGAGACAAAAGUUGAAGAGCUGAAAUCAUUGCACAUACAAAUUUUGUAUAAAGCCAGAAGGCAACAUUCCACGAUUAAUUUUCUACAUAAAAUAAAAUGCGAUUUAUGUAUAAAUUCUUUAACUUACUAGUUACUUAGACCUAUAAAUACAGAAUACAAUUCACGGCUUAUUAUUUGUUGUUUCCAUCCUUUGUUUAUUAAAACUAGCCAAAGCUUGAUGUUGGUAUUUUUUGAUGCGUUGGGGCUCAGCUCAGGUUCUGUUGACAUUAUUCUCAAUUCUGCAUUGAUUUUCAUAUAAGCAUAUAUCAUUAACUGUUUCUCAGACCACUGAAUAACAACUUUUGCAUGACAUAUUUAAUAGCACGGUUCAUUAGCUUAUAGGAUUUUCAAAAAUACAUUAUUCCUCUUCUAAUUUUUAAUCUGAGGCUGGCUAUCUUCGAAACGCUCUUCUUAUUUCUUUGGAAAAUAUCGACUCACUGUUCUUCAAAAAGUGCGCUUUUAAAAAAGAGUGAAAUAAUUUCAGGAUUUUGAUUAUUCAUGUUGCUGAAGGUUGAACAACAAAUUUGUAGCUCAUAUCUGUUUUUAGAAAAUCUUACGUCCUGUUUGUGCCAAUUUUGAAACUGUUUACCGGGUACACGCCUUUUUAUAAAAACACUUGGCACCAGUUUCAUCCUGGAGUUUCUUAUUUUUUGUCUAAUUUUUGCCUAACGUGUUUCUUAUUUUGUUUCUUUUUUCUAAGUAGGUUUCCUGUGCAUUGUAGGGUCCGAACAUAACAUGUGAUUGAUAAAGUAAUUGAUUCUAUUUUGCUUAUCGCUUUCUGUUUUUCUGUUGCUAUUUUUUCGUUUUUCAAUUUUUGCUUUAAUUCUAUUUCUUCAGUUUCGUUGAAUGUCAGCCUACCAACCUGUCUUGUUUCUCAUGUUGUUCCUAUUUUUUGGCCAAAUCUCAGCCUGAUUAUAACGGUCGUUUGUUUUUAUAAAAUAAAGCGUGUUCGUGCUGUCAAAAUUGUUAGCACUCCUUUAAUUUAAUCAAAACACACACGCAUUUCGUUGUUUUUCAUAGCGUAACUUAAUUAAAAUAAAGGUUGAAGUUUUAA